UCCUCCGCUUUGAGCUGUUGCGACCCGUGGGUUCUCGGAGCCAAGACGAUUGAGAUCUUCCCAGGCUCGCGAGAGCGCCCCCUUCUUCCGCGGCUUCGGGAACUCAGCGGCCGCGAUGGCUCAGGUGUCCUGCUCGCGCAGCCCGGAGGCAGAUGCCUUGGGCUCCACGAGAAAGCGUCGCAGUUCGUCGAAGAGUCCAAAGCCCAGCAAAGCCGCCCGCUCCCCGCGGAGCCGCCGCUCGCGCUCGCGCUCUUGCCCUCGGUCCGGGGACCGGAAUGGCUUCGGGCAUCAGCUGGGGGGCCUCAGCCAAGGCUCCCGAAACUAUUCCUACCGCUCCCGCUCGCGGUCUUGUUCUCGAGAGCGCCCUUCUGGUCCCCGGGGCACCCCCUUCUCUUCAGCUUCCUCGUCCGCUUAUUAUGGCGGCUACUCGCGUCCCUACGGGGGCGAUAAGCCGUGGCCUAGCCUCCUGGACAAGGAGAGGGAGGAGAGCCUGCGGCAGAAGAGAUUAAGUGAAAGGGAGAGGAUUGGAGAAUUGGGAGCGCCUGAAGUAUGGGGACUUUCUCCAAAGAAUCCUGAACCAGACUCUGAUGAACAUACACCAGUGGAGGAUGAAGAGCCAAAGAAAAGCACUACAUCAGCUUCUACUUCAGAAGAAGAAAGAAAGAAGAAGUCUAGUCAUUCAAAAGAAAGGUCCAAGAAAAGAAGAAAGAAAAAAUCAUCCAAAAGAAAACACAGGAAGUAUUCUGAUGAUAGUGACAGUGACUCUGAUUCUGAAACAGACUCUAGUGACGAAGACACGAAAAGGAGAGCAAAGAAAGCCAAGAAAAAGGAAAAGAAGAAGAAACACAGAUCGAAGAAAUACAAGAAAAAGAAAUCUAAGAAGAAUAGAAAAGAAACCAGUGAUUCAAGCUCUAAAGAUUCCCAAGAAGAGUUUCUGGAGAAUCCCUGGAAGGAUCGAUCGAAACCUGAAGAACCCUCAGAUUUAAUUGGACCAGAGGCUCCAAAAACACUUGCCUCUCAAGAUGAUAAACCUUUGAACUAUGGCCAUGCUCUCUUACCCGGUGAAGGUGCAGCUAUGGCUGAAUAUGUAAAAGCUGGAAAACGUAUCCCACGAAGAGGUGAAAUUGGCUUGACAAGUGAAGAAAUUGCAUCAUUUGAAUGCUCAGGUUACGUAAUGAGUGGUAGCAGGCAUCGCCGAAUGGAGGCUGUGCGACUGCGAAAAGAGAACCAGAUAUAUAGUGCUGAUGAGAAGAGAGCCCUUGCAUCCUUUAACCAAGAAGAGAGACGUAAGAGAGAGAACAAGAUUCUGGCCAGUUUUCGAGAGAUGGUAUACAGAAAGACCAAAGCAAAGGAUGACAAAUAAGGAUUUUCUGGUUGUUCAGACAUUUUUAACAACUAAAAAGAAAGUUUGGGUUCCACGCACACAUACAAAAUGAUUAUUAUGAUCUAAAAAAGCUUUAUAGUGCUACUGUGCCUUCCAUUUAAUUCUUUCUGUCCUUCAAUAAAAAGCUGCUCAUUGAUACAACUUUAACAAGUUCUUUAGGUGUUUUGGGAUUGACCAUAAUAACUUUCUGGUUUAAAAAUCCAAAUUAUGAAUGACAUCCUCCUGAAUUGGGAGAGGUGUCAUGGAGAGAAAGUGUCAAUGAGAUGAGAAACUUAAAUCUCACACCAUGAGACAGUGCUAUGAUUAGCGCUACAUGAUGCCCCCCCCCCACCCACCGACACACAGUGGAACUUGUGGGAAAUAGGUAUUCCUCUGUUUUGCAUGUAUUAUAAAUGGACUUGAUAGAAACAUACAGGAAGCCACUUUUGCCAACCAAAUGAAAGCAUUACUAGAAAAGGCAAAUCUGGAAUUUGAAAAUUGACUUGUAUAGUACAGUAUAUAGUCUGCCCUAAAUAUGAUGUUUUUGGGGUUUAGUCCCUACCUCCACCCCAAAACCAAAAAUAAACCAAAAAGUGAAGUUGAAUUGAAUUGAAAAUGUGAACAUUUGUUUUUUAGAAUUCUUAAUAAGUCACUUAAAAAUAGUUCUUUCAAAUAUAAAAUCUUUGGAAGGCUACUGUUGUGCCGAUAUAAGUAGGUACUUUGAUGAUAGUACAACAUCUAAAAAGAAUGGGAGUCAACUAUGGUCAGGAGUUUGAUAGGGGAAAAUAUAAUGAAGCAGUAUUUUUACUCAGUUUCAUAAGGAUGAAGCUAAUGUGAUAUUAAACAUUUUUAAGUCCACCCUUUAUGUAAUAAGCAGAUUUCAUUUUAAAAAUUGUUAAGCCUUUCAGUUUAUUCUUUUACAUCUGUCAUUUAGUUUCAUCUUUAACAUUAUGUAGAAUCCCCUCACUUUAUCGGUUUUAUAUGGCUAUUAUUGACUUUUAAGUUUGGGAGAAGUGGAAGAUUGUGGGACUAUGAGAUCACAGUCUUUUUCCUUCCCUUAUUUUGUUCAAUUUUAGUUAGGUCAUGGAGUGAAGGGGGAGAGGCAAAUGGAAGUUUGGGCUAUUUUUGUUAAGGUUGUUUUGUGCAGCAUUAUUAUAUGCCUAGGAUAAACUUAAAUUACGUGGGUAGUGGGGAAGUUCUGACUAUGCCUCUCUCCUUGUAAUAGCUUAAAGUGUUUUCUUUUUCCAAAUUUUUUAAAUAAGGCAUUCAUGUUUCAAAGUACAGUUCAAAAGUUUUACUGUUUAACCUAUAUUCUAAGAAAUGUCUACCUUUAACCCACAUUUAGCAGCAUUUUUGACCCCUGAAUUCAAAGUGAUUUCCAUUAUCUAUACCUAACCAUAGUUGCUGCCUAGCCUAACAAAACUGUCGUUUCCAAAUAUGAAAGGAAACAAGGUCCGAAACUCAUGAGUCUUAAGUCAUCUACUUCCCUGUAUUACAAAAUCUAAAUUUUGUAAUCCCCAUUUAAAGAUUUUAUUCUCUAAGAACAUUUUUUUUGUUACUGGUUUCUAGAGACUGAAUAAGUGUGUUCUCUUAUUUUCAGUAUGCGAGGUAGUUUAAAUAAAACAAUUUUGGGUAUAUAUGAAUAUUGUGAAUUUUCAUUUGACUCUCCUGCCUCUUGCCUCCAGAGUAUAGAUGAUCAAUAAAUGCUUGUUGAGUAAAUGAAAGAAAAAAUAUUAAUUUAUUUCAGAACUUUACCAUUUAUUUCAUCAGGAUUUGUUAGGGAAAGAUCUACCAAAGGUCAGCUUCAGUAGCAUAUUCUUUGGGAAAGAGGAAGGAAGAAUAAAAGGGCUAAAGUAUUUUCUUUUCAGCUCAUGAGAAUUACUGCUUAAAACUGGUUAGUCACCUGAGCCAUAAGUCAAAUGGUAGGGCUAUUGUAUUUUAAAUAUAUUCUUUAUUCUCCAAGGAGACUUAACUAGUUUCCUACCACCUUGCCUCCAUAUGUGUUGCUUUGAUAGGAUUUCCUGUUUUCUAUUUAUUGGACAAAUGUAACACUUAAAAAAAGAAAGAAAGAAAAAUUACCCACAGUCCUACAAGCCUAAUACAUCAACUGCUUCCAGUGUGCUGUGUAUUCCUUUCCAGUACUUAUUUAUGUAAAUACGUAUUCAGACGUAUUUAUAAGUAAUCACUCAUAGUGUAAUAGUGUAAUGUAAUUUUGUCUUUGGUGUUUUAAAACUUUGCAGCUAGGCAAGACAGCCUCACAGGAGUGGUAGGAUUAAGUGAUGAUAUGGUAUGAGGAUGGGGAGAAGACAACAAAUAAGUAAGGUUGGUGACUGAACCCAUCCCUGUUUCAAUACACCCAAUCCUCAAGCCAUCCUGCUGCCAUCAUGGUUGUGAUGGUGUAUUGUGGAAGGUAGCAUGCCCAGUUUCAAAGUUUCAAAAUGUAUUAGCAGUGAGCCCUAACUCACAGUAAAUGAAUGGACCUAUGAGUAGGGGAACCUUUCUGACUAGUUAGUUACGUUAUAAGCUGUAGAACUGUUGCCAUUUUGCUUUUCUCAUUUGUGCCCGUAAAAAGAUGUAUCUGGCCUGGAGGCUUAGGGUCAGAUGAGGGAACAAGCAGCCAAGUGCCAAUUUUAGUUUGGGCUGACAGGUGGAUUUUAGCAACUCUCUAAACUGAGCUUCUGUACCUGUAACACUCUGAAUGAUACAAACAGUGAUGGGAAAAACCUUUUAGAAAAUAGAAAACAGCUUACUGGUUACUCUGCUAAUGUGAUGGAAGUUGCGGAAUGGAAAAUGAAUGAAUGCAAAAAGUUUAUACAGCUGGAUUGUGUGCCACAAAUUUAUUAUUCAAUAAAUAUUCUGUGGAUUGA
Molecule: messenger RNA, 4230 nt
Organism: Choloepus didactylus (southern two-toed sloth)
Lineage: Eukaryota; Metazoa; Chordata; Mammalia; Pilosa; Megalonychidae
Gene: NKAP
Product: NFKB activating protein
Exons: 9
Coding region: 116-1363 (415 amino acids)
Biological process (GO): negative regulation of DNA-templated transcription
Cellular component (GO): nucleus
Molecular function (GO): chromatin binding
Source: RefSeq, a predicted model, not a curated record